Arabis nemorensis is the source of this 345-nucleotide messenger RNA. NCBI's taxonomy places the organism in Eukaryota, Viridiplantae, Streptophyta, Magnoliopsida, Brassicales, Brassicaceae. The record is from the annotation of a GenBank genome assembly.
AUGGAGAGAAGAUCUAUUGCAUUGUUCUUCGUCUGCCUCUUCUUGCUCUGCUUCACCAUCUCAUCAGAUUCUCAGAAGCUCAACCCAUUAACCGAUCAAGAACAAAGCCAUGAGGUUACAAUCAAAGCCAUAAAUAGCGAAGAAGAUGAUAAAAGCAUUGACAUCUUCCGAGCAGGGAAAGGAGGUCAUGGAGUUACAGGUGGAAGAGGCGGAGGACGGAAAGCAUCUCCAAAACGUAACGCCGCCAUGGACCAUAGGCCACCAUUGUUCUUCUCUGCCGCCUCUGCUCUCUUUACUGGUUUCAUAAUGCUUUCAUUAACUUCUUUCAACAUGUCAAUAAGAUAG